CUGGAGGCGGCUCGUCUUUGGCUCUCUGAGACUCGCGUGGACAGCGCCUCCGCCUCCCCACUUCUCCCCUGGAAAGGAAACUCCCCUCGGUGUCCUUCGCUCUCCUGCCACCCGCGAAAGGUGCCAAGCGCAGCGUUUGCAGGUAUCUCUGCCUUCUUCCACCAACAAUGUUCCUUCUGGCUCCACAUCACUUUGCUCUCCUCGGCUUUCUGGUUUACCUGGGGACACCCAGCUGGGCACAACGCCCACGUAUUCAGCUGCGCCUCGUGGGGCCCAGGAGCCAAGUGGGAGAAGGGCGGCUGGAAGUGCUGUACGACGGACAGUGGGGCACCGUGUGCGAUGACGACUUUAACAUCCACGUGGCCAGCGUGGCCUGCAGGGAGCUGGGCUACGAAGGGGCCACAAACUGGGCUCACAGUGCUAAAUAUGGCCCAGGAGACGGUCCCAUCUGGCUGGACAAUAUGCGUUGCUCUGGCACCGAAAGUUCUCUGGUUGAGUGUGAAUCCAAUGGUUGGGGUGUGAGCGACUGCAACCAUAAUGAGGACAUUGGUGUGGUAUGCACAGGCUUGAGGCGACCUGAUCCUGCUUCUUCACACUUCCAGGGCUCCAAAGUGGAAGAGGUGCGGAUUAAGCCAAUCCUGGCCCGGGCCAAGUUAAGUUCCCCCAUCACAGAAGGUGCUGUGGAAGUGAAGCUCCAAGGACGCUGGCGCCAGGUGUGUGAUGCUGGCUGGACUCGCAACAACACCCGAGUGGUCUGUGGGAUGCUGGGCUUCCCUCGAGAAGGGCGGGUGACAACAGGCUUCUACAGGAAACUCUGGAAUCAGAAGCUGAAGGAUCCAAGGUCAAGUUUAAAGAGCCUGAGUGCAAACAACACAUUCUGGAUCCAUCGGAUCAAGUGCCAAGGCACUGAGGCCCAUUUGGGACAAUGCAAGUUGCAGGUUCAGCCACCCUCUCGAAAUAAAUCUGCCUGCCCCCGUGGCAUGCAUGCUCUCAUAAGUUGUAUAGCUGGCCCUGAAUUCCAGCCCAACAAAGCCAAGCUGCCUGCAAAGUCAAAAUCCAAAGAGAAAUCUCAGGUGCGUCUCCGUGGAGGUGCACAUGUAGGAGAGGGGCGUGUGGAAGUGCUGAUGAAUGGCCAGUGGGGUACCGUGUGCGAUGAUGGCUGGGACCUGCCUGCUGCCAGUGUGGUGUGUCGACAGCUGGGAUAUGGUACAGCCCGGGAGGCUCUUUUAGGAGCCCAGCUGGGUCAAGGCCUGGGUCCUAUCCACUUGACAAGAGUGCGGUGCAGGGGCUAUGAGCGCUCAUUGGCAGAGUGCAGUUCGCAAGAGGCAAGGCAGACUGGCUGCCGACAUGAAGCUGAUGCUGCUGUUCGCUGCAAUGUGCCCCAAACAGGUGUCCAUAAACAGGUACGUCUUGCUGGUGGACGCAGCCCAGAGGAAGGUGUGGUUGAAGUGCUGAUGUCCAGGGGAGGCACCCUACGCUGGGGCGCUGUGUGUGGGGAACACUGGGGGCUCAAGGAGGCCAUGGUCGUUUGCCGGCAACUGGGCUUGGGCUUUGCCAGCCACGCUCUCCAGGAAUCAUGGUACUGGCAGGGCAACCCGGGUGCUACUGAGGUGGUGCUGAGUGGCACGCGUUGCAAAGGCACAGAACAUGCCAUCCAGCAGUGCCAACAUCAUGGGCCUGUGCACUGCCCCACAGGAGGAGGCCGUUUUGCAGCAGGGGUCACCUGCACCAACAGUGCCCCAGAUCUGGUGAUGAAUGCUCAAUUGGUGCAAGAGACUGCUUAUUUAGAGGACCGUCCACUGAACAUGCUGUACUGUGCCCAUGAGGAAGGCUGCCUUUCGGCCUCUGCUAACCACAUGAACUGGCCUGAUGGUUAUCGGCGCCUGCUCCGCUUUUCCUCACAGAUUCACAAUCUGGGACGAGCAGAUUUCCUCCCAAGAACGGGUCGCCAUGCAUGGAUUUGGCACCAGUGCCACAGUCACUAUCAUAGCAUCGAGGUUUUCACCCACUAUGACUUAUUGACCCUCAAUGGCUCCAAAGUGGCUGAAGGACACAAGGCCAGCUUUUGUCUGGAAGAUACUAACUGUCCAGAUGGACUGCAGCGGCGUUUUGCCUGUGCUAAUUUUGGAGAACAGGGUGUCAGUGCAGGCUGCUGGGACACAUACAGACACGACAUUGACUGCCAGUGGGUGGACAUCACUGACGUGCCGCCUGGGAGUUACACAUUCCAGGUGGUUGUGAAUCCUAAGCAUGAGGUAGCAGAGUCAGAUUUCUCCAACAAUGCCCUUCGCUGCCAAUGUCAGUACGAUGGACACCGCCUCUGGUUACAUGGAUGCCAUACAGGUGAUGAAUACGGUGCCAACAUAGUAUGGGACGAGGAGGCACAACAAAGACUAGCCAGCAACCUUGUCUGAAGCAAGACACUCCACAAGGAACUUGGAGUUUUCAAGUCCCAGAUUUGCUCAAGGCUCAGAGCAAUGUGACAAGGGCUGUUGCGGAGCUACAGCUGGCACAGACUGGCACAAGAACGACAAGGGGUUCUCUCCCCCUGUUCCCCAUCUUGAGAGUGGCAACAUCCAAGGCCACAUUUCUUUGUUGUCAAUGUUGAACCUUUCGCCGUGUUUCACAAAUCAGACUGCCUGGUCUCCUUCCUGUAUUUAUAGAGACUGGUAACUAUGGACAGUGCAGAGCUGAGAUGAGUGGGAACCAAGGAGGAAGGUUUUUGCUCUUUCCUCUGCCCACUCUCCCAGUCAAAAAAGUAGCCCUGCUAGAGAGAGGUGGUCUCCUCUUGCCUCUCUGGAAGAAGGGGUGUGUGAGCAGCACAGCCCAGGAUAACUACCUCAGCCAGCUCCAUCUGUCGAAGAUGUAUUUCUCAGGACCUUGGUUUGUUUAGGGACACACCAGAGCUACCUACUGCCUACCCCUCCAUAGGCAUAUGUACGCCUGCAGGCCCAAGAAUCUACAGUUGGUUAUGAGUCAAAGAAUCAGAGAGUUGGAAGAGACCUUGUGGGUCAUUCAGGUAAACCUGCCAAGAAGCAGGAAAAUCACAUUCAAAGCACCUCUGACAGAUGGCCAUCCAGCCUCUGCUUAAAAGCCUCCAAAAAAGGAGCCUCCACCACACUCCAGGGCAGAGGGUUCCACUGCUGAACAGUUCUCACACUCAGGAAGUUCUUCCUAAUGUUCAGGAGGUAUCUCCUUUCCUGUAAUUUGAAGCCAUUGUUCUGUGUCCUAGUCUUCAGGGCAGCAGAAAACAAGCCUGCUCCCUCCUCCCUAUAACUCAUGUAUUAUACAUGGCCAUCAUGUUCUCCUCUCAGCCUUGUCUUCUGCAGGCUAAACAUGUCCAGCUCUUUAAACCGCUCCUCAUGGGGUUUGUUUUUCAGACUCUUGAUCAUUUUAGUCACCUUCCUCUGGACACAUUCCAGUUUGUCAACAUUUCCCCUUAAUUGCGGUGCCCAGAAUUGGACACAGUAUUCCAGGUGUGGUCUGACCAAGGCAGAAUAGAGAGGUAGCAUGACUUCUUGGAUCUAGACACUAGACUCCUAUUGAUACAGGCCAAAAUCCCAUUGGCUUUUUUUGCCGCCAUAUCACAUUGUUGGCUCAUAUUUAACUUGUUGUCCACGAGGACUCCAAGAUCUUUUUCACACGUACUGCUCUCGAGCCAGGCAUCCCCCAUUCUGUAUCUUUGCGUUUCAUUUUUUCAGCCUAAGUGGAGUCUAAAAAGGAGUGCCUGAAUUUUGGUCAAAGCUCUCAACACAAGGAAACCCCCAAUGGCAUAUGCCUUUGUGUUCUAAGAGAGAGGUCUAAAGUAUUAAGUGGCUAGGAGAAGAGUUGUGGAGUUACUUAGUAUGCAAUGAAAUGAUGGCCCCAAAUACAGUGGCUAAAACCUGUUGGGGGAGGCGGGCCACUUGCUCAGGGAAGAGUCACAGUCCCAUUUCACCAAGAUGAAUUAAAAGGGCUCUUUGAUGCCAUCUUUAAUGGAAUUUGAUUCUACCAAUAAAGGCUUUUUG
Anolis sagrei ordinatus is the source of this 4007-nucleotide messenger RNA. It is a transcript of the gene LOXL4, whose product is annotated as lysyl oxidase like 4. Gene Ontology annotation, molecular function: copper ion binding; protein-lysine 6-oxidase activity. Gene Ontology annotation, biological process: collagen fibril organization; peptidyl-lysine oxidation. Gene Ontology annotation, cellular component: membrane. NCBI's taxonomy places the organism in Eukaryota, Metazoa, Chordata, Lepidosauria, Squamata, Anolidae. The record is from RefSeq and is a predicted model, not a curated record.